UCCGACUGGAGUUGAGGCGGCCAAAGGACUGCCUGACAGAAUACCAAUUGGUGCAAUAUUUCUCCCGGGUCAACAAGAACUCCGCGCAGCUUUUGAACAUGCCAUCGAGGUACACAACUAUCGAGACCAAUUAUUCUCAGUCACACCACAUGUCGAAGUACUCGAAUCGGAUGAUCCCUUUCAAGUCGCCAAGAAAAUUUGUACGAUUCUCAAGAAUGGAACGUUUGCCAUGGUGGCUACGACGACCGCGACCUCGUACGAGACCUUGAUCUCGUAUUCGAACACUUUUCAAAUCCCCUUUGUCAGUCCGUCUUUCCCCUACCAUACCCGUAUUCGACAAACUAAAUACGGAAUCUCGAUGCGACCCGACUAUCUCCCUGCGAUAUUGGACCUGAUUCAACAUUAUCGAUGGCGUCAGAUUGUCUACAUCUACGACUCGGACGACGGAUUGCUGAAGUUGCAAAACCUCUACAAACUCACGACAGACGACUACAAACUCGAAAUCAUUAAGGUACGACGAGUAACAUCAUCGAAUGAAGCGAAUAAAUUCCUCGUUGACUACGAUAAUGAAACGCGCGACCAAUUGAAACACGUUGUGAUAGACUGCGAAGCCGAUUUGACUCGGGAGAUUAUCAUCAAACACGUACGGCAUCCAAUCGUUGGACGGAGAACUUUUCACUUUCUGCUGGGAGGACUCAUCAUGGACGAGUUCGCUAAUAAUCCGGCAAUGGAGUUCGGUGCGGUCAACAUCACUGGUUUCCGACUUGUAGCCAACAACAGCAAAGCCUACGAGGAGGUGUUCACCGAGAGGAGCCGGCAGAACUGGCCCGAUCCCAAAACCAAGAAGAUCACUUCCGAAGCAGCGCUGAUGUAUGAUGGAACACGCGUGGUACUGAAUGCAUUCAAGCAACUGCUCAACGAAUACCCAGCGAUCUUCGCGAAGAAUUUCAGACGCGGAGAAGUGUACAACAAUAAUACGCGGGGCAUCGAUUGCAAAAGGGAGAAGAUCAUGCCUUGGGAACACGGGAACGAGAUCUUCCAAAGGCUGCGGAAUGUGAGGAUUCGAGGUUUGAGCGGGAACAUCUCCUUCGACCAAGAUGGCUCUCGCUCACACUACACGGUAGACAUUGUUGAAGUGACCGUCAACAGCGAACUUACAACUAUUGCCGAGUGGAGUCCCCAGUUGGGCUUCGUGUUUUCUGCGCCCAAAUACCGGAGAGGUCAAAGUGACCUUGGAUUCAAGGCGAACAAAACCUAUGUCGUCACCAGUAUUCUUGAAGAGCCGUACCUCAUGAAACGCAAAAUGGAGCCGGGGGUGAAUUUGACUGGGAACCACCAGUUCGAGGGGUACUGCAAAGAUUUGGCCGACCUCAUCGCCGAGAAGCUCACUUUUACGUACGAGUUGCGGCUUGUCAAAGACGGAAAAUAUGGAGGUCAGAGUGCCGAGUCGGAGUCCGGCUGGAACGGAAUGGUUGGAGAGCUCAUCAGAAACGAAGCGGACAUGGCCAUCGCCCCGUUGACGAUUACCUCAGCGCGGGAGCGUGUUAUCGAUUUUACCAAGCCUUUCAUGUCGCUCGGCAUCAGCAUCAUGAUCAAGAAGCCAAUGAAGAAAAAACCGGGCGUUUUUUCCUUUAUGAACCCACUCUCUCGGGAGAUUUGGAUGUGCAUCAUUUUCGCCUACGUGGGCGUUUCGGUUGUCCUGUUCCUCGUGUCACGUUUUUCACCUCACGAAUGGCGCUACGAAGAAACCUUUGUUGGGCCGACAGUCUCCAAUGACUUCUCGUUAUACAAUAGCCUCUGGUUUUCGUUGGGGGCCUUCAUGCAGCAGGGCUGUGACAUUUGUCCAAGAUCGGUUUCCGGUCGGAUUGUGGGAGGUGUGUGGUGGUUCUUCACGCUGAUAAUUAUUUCAUCGUACACUGCCAACUUGGCUGCGUUCUUGACAGUCGAACGCAUGGUGACACCGAUCAAUUCAGCCGACGACCUCGCGAAGCAGACUGAGGUCGAAUAUGGAACCCUCGAAUCGUCUUCCACACAAGAUUUCUUCCGAAAAUCGAAAAUCGCUGUUUAUGCCCGAAUGUGGGAGUUCAUGAACACACGGAAGAACGUUUUCACGUCAACGUACGAAGAGGGGAUCCAGAGGGUCCGGGAAUCCAAAGGCAAAUACGCUUUCCUCAUGGAAUCCACGAAAAACGAUUAUAUCAACGAAAGACGACCCUGCAAUACCAUGAAGGUCGGCGGAAAUCUGGACGCCAAAGGCUACGGUGUUGGAACACCACUCGGAUCCUCGCUCAGGGACCAGCUCAAUCUAGCCGUUUUGUCAUUCAAAGAAAACGGCGAUUUGGCGCGCCUUCAAAAUAAAUGGUGGUACGACCGCAGUGAGUGCAAGACUGGCGAUGCGAACAAGGAAUCAACGCAGAACGAAUUAACGCUAAGCAAUGUAGCAGGCUGCUUUUACAUUCUGAUCGGAGGCUUAGUCCUCGCAAUGGUUGUUGCCCUUUUGGAGUUCUGCUACAAAUCGCGCCUAGAAGCUACACGGUCAAAGACGACCAUGUACGACGCCAUGAAAGCAAAAGUCCGGAUGUCAAUAACGGGCACUCAGAGUGGAUCUGGGCCAGGAAGAAAUCUAGGAGGUCACGGAGAGGAACGUGCCAGGUUUCACACGCCGGGGCCCCAUUUGAUCGGGCCGGAGUUUAUAGAUGACCGUAUCUCAUUGAAUACUCACACGCAAGUGUAG
Molecule: messenger RNA, 2734 nt
Organism: Galendromus occidentalis (western predatory mite)
Lineage: Eukaryota; Metazoa; Arthropoda; Arachnida; Mesostigmata; Phytoseiidae
Product: glutamate receptor 1
Exons: 17
Coding region: 230-2734 (834 amino acids)
Biological process (GO): monoatomic ion transport
Cellular component (GO): membrane
Molecular function (GO): signaling receptor activity; ligand-gated monoatomic ion channel activity
Source: RefSeq, a predicted model, not a curated record